ACCAGCCCACUCAAAGCAAAACAAUUGCAGUGAGUAAGUUAUCUGACGUUAAUUUUAUCAAUACUAAUUUUACCACACCAAUACAGACAUUUGAUAACCUCUCGAAAGAAGAAACGACGGGAAAUUACUGGGCAACUGUGCGCAAUCUUGGUACGAAAUCUUGCCAGGAAUCUAUUCAACUAUAUAACUGUAAAUGAACAGCUGCAAGACGCAAAGUCAACCAUCCAAGACCUUUAUCCAUAAAGUGUCCACGUCUGUUUAAGAACAUGGACAAGGAAGGAUACGUGUGAAGAGAAGGACAGCAGAGAUUUUCUCUCAUUUUCAUACUGAAGGUAGUUUCAGAUCUUGUGACACAAUGAGCACCUCCAACAUGGAAGCCACAACCAUGCUGCCAGUCCUGAAGAAGAAACUGGCAUUUUUGUCAGGAGGCAAGGACCGGCGCAGCGGCCUGAUCCUCACCAUACCGCUGUGCACGGAGCAGACCAGCAUGGAGGAGCUGAGUGCCACGCUGGACUAUCUCCUCGGCAUCCCCAGUGAGAAGUGCAAAGCACGAGGAUUCACCGUCAUCGUGGAUGGGAGGAAGUCACAGUGGAAUGUUGUGAAGACAGUGGUGCUGAUGCUGCAGAAUGUCAUCCCUGCCGAGGUGUCCUUGGUGUGUGUCGUGAAGCCUGAUGAAUUCUGGGACAAGAAAGUCACCCACUUCUGUUUCUGGAAGGAGAAGGAUCGUCUCGGCUUUGAGGUCAUCCUGGUGUCGGCCAACAAACUGACGCGCUACAUUGAGCCAUGUCAGCUGACGGAAGAGUUCGGGGGGAGUCUGUUGUACGACCACAUGGACUGGGUCAACAAGAGACUGGUCUUUGAGAAGUUCACCAGGGAGUCCACGUCCCUUUUGGAUGAGCUAGCGGUCAUCAACGAGAACGAAAAGUCCAACCAGCCAGACAAAGACAGGCCACCCGAUUGUAAUGCCUUGCCAUCCUUCGAUCCAGAAACGGUUUUACAAACAGGUCACGAGCUGCUGUCGGAGCUGCAGCAGCGGCGCUUCAACGGCUCGGAGGGCGGCGGCGGCGGCGGCGGUGGUGGUGGCGGCGGCGGGGGCACGGCCUGGUCGCCCAUGGACGACGAGCUGCUGGCCCAGCCGCAGGUGAUGAAGCUGCUGGACUCGCUGCGGGAGGAGUACACCAAGUACCAGGAGGUGUGCCGGCAGAGGAGCAAGCGCUCGCAGCUGGAGGAGAUCCAGACCAAGGUCAUGCAGGUUGUGAAUUGGCUGGAGGGUCCGGGUACUGAACAGCUCCGUGCACAGUGGGGGAUCGGGGACUCCAUUCGGGCGUCCCAGGCCUUGCAGCAGAAGCACGAGGAGAUCGAGAGCCAACACAGCGAGUGGUUCGCGGUGUACGUGGAGCUGAACCAGCAGAUCGCCGCGCUGCUGAGCGCCGGUGACGAGGAGGACCUGCUGGAGCUGAAGGCCCUGCAGCAGCAGCUGAGCGACGUCUGCUACCGGCAGGCCAGCCAGCUGGAGUCCCGGCAGAACGUGCUGCAGUCCGCCCACGAGUUCCACGGCACCGCCCAGGACCUGUCCCAGCAGCUGGACGGCCUGCUCGGCAUGCUCUGUGCCGACGUGGCCCCGGCGGACGGCGCCGCCAUCCAGCAGACCCUCAAGCACCUGGAGGAGAAGCUGAAGAGCGUGGAUGGCGCCCUACAAGGCCUCAAGGAGAAGGGUCAGGUUCUGCUGGAUCAAAUGUCCAAUCAGGCCUCCUGGUCGUACGGAAAAGAAGCUCCGCUAGAGAACAAGGAAAAUGUCGACCACAUCCACGGUGUCAUGGAGGACAUGCAGCUCCGCAAGCAAAGGUGUGAAGAUAUGGUGGAUGUGAGGAGACUGAAGAUGCUUCAGAUGGUCCAGCUUUUCAAGUGUGAAGAGGACGCCUCUCAGGCGGUGGAGUGGCUGGGGGAGCUGCUGGAUGCCCUGCUCAAGACCCACCUGAGACUGGGCGACGACUCACAGGAGACCAAAGUGCUCCUGGAGAAGCACAAAAAGUUUGUCGACGUUGCACAGAGCACCUAUGACUAUGGUCGACAGCUCCUCCAGGCCACCGUGGUCCUUUGCCAGUCCCUGCGCUGCACCACCCGCUCCUCGGGCGACACGCUGCCCCGUCUGAACCGCGUGUGGAAGCAGUUCUCCGUCACCUCCGAGGAGCGAGUGCACCGGCUGGAGAUGGCCAGCUCUUUCCACACCGCCGCAGAGAAGCUGCUGAAAGAGAGCCCGGAGCAGGCUGAGCUCAUGGUGCUGGACCUGGAGUCGUGUGAGGAGGCGGUGGCGCUGGGGAAGACUCUCCUGGACCGCCUCACCGUGCCUGUCAUAUUCCCAGACGGGAGUGAGCACUUCUUUGGCAGCCCUGGCGACAUGGCGUCGUCUGCGGAGAGCGUGCGGGAGAAGCUGAAGCUGGUGGAGGAGAAGCGCUUCCAGCUGGAGGAGGUGGAGCAUCUCCAGGAGCAGCUCCAGGACCAGGACCAGGACCAGGAAGAGGAUCAGGAAGAGGAUCAGGAAGAGGACCAGGAAGAGGAGGCGCUAGAGACUGAGGAGCUGGAGAGCUAAUGCAGCCUCUCAAUUACGCAUCGUGACCUGCACCCUACCCUACACCCCCCUCCCCGCCUCCCCAUUUGGAGCCUGGGAACCCCCUUCCGGAACAUCGCCUCAUCCUCAUGUGCUCUAGGUGUUGGUCAGAUUUGUUCUGUAGGCGGGGGGUGGUGGCGUCGGUACGCUCAUGCUCCUACCAUCUCAGUUAUACGCUGCCUUUGCCAGAUCAUCUUAACUUACCGAGUGCUGUUAAAGAUAGACAGCUUGCCGAAAUCCCCUUACAUUGCUUAUAGUACACGGGGGAAAAAACCCGAGAAGACAUCCAAAAUAAAUAAAUAAAUAAAAAGAGACAAGAAACGAGAAAAGACUGCACUGAACUUUUCCCCCUUUAAAGCUUUACCUUUGCUUACUGGCACUUGUCCUCCGUUACGUAGGCUGGUGACUCGAGCUUUUUUUACGGUGCUACUAAACCUGUAGAAUGUGCCGGGAGCAUCACAUCUGGCUUUGUUUUAACCUGGUGCUGUAGAGUUUCUUGGCCUCCUGGCAAACUUUUCGAUUGACCGUCAGCAUUGUAUUUUGUAUUUCUGUUCUGUUGCUUCCUGUUUUGCAGUACUUCAGUGUAUUUGAGUACUUAAGCAGAACUCUGUCGAUAUUUUUUUAUUGUGCCAAUGCAAGAACAGAAGGCCUUUAAAUUGGACACAAACUGCCAACCUAACUGGUUAAAGUUCAGACAGCAAUGUUAGUCAUGGGAGACAUCAACUAGCCCAUAAAGAUAUUUAGCAGACGACGUUAGUUGUGUGUAUCAAGGUACAAUAUAAAAACAAAGCCUUGUCAAAACCCUAGACUAGAACUGUGGCUUCCAGCUUUGUUUUGAUAAAUAAAAUGUGAAACAAAUUAUGUUGCAUCUCAUAAUUGUCCUAAUAUGUACUUUUUCCUGCUUAUUGAGGCAUGCUGUUAUAAUAAUUCCAUAUUUAUUUUGUUUUGUAUUUUAAUUGAUAUGCCUUUAAAUUUGUACAAAACUUGGCAUUUUUACAUUUUAAGCUAAUUAUGUGUUUAAUGAACACAUGGGUCACAAGAAAUAAAUUGGCAGAUGAACAGCAAACUGAGGAGAAAUAUGCUUU
Messenger RNA from Sardina pilchardus (European sardine), 3693 nucleotides. RefSeq names its product SEC14 and spectrin domains 1 (gene sestd1). The coding region runs from base 356 to 2590 and encodes 744 amino acids. Gene Ontology annotation, molecular function: phosphatidylinositol-4-phosphate binding; phosphatidylinositol-3,4-bisphosphate binding; phosphatidylinositol-5-phosphate binding. NCBI's taxonomy places the organism in Eukaryota, Metazoa, Chordata, Actinopteri, Clupeiformes, Clupeidae. The transcript has 19 exons. The record is from RefSeq and is a predicted model, not a curated record.